This is a messenger RNA of Chinchilla lanigera (long-tailed chinchilla), 1520 nucleotides long. It is a transcript of the gene Phf10, whose product is annotated as PHD finger protein 10. Lineage: Eukaryota; Metazoa; Chordata; Mammalia; Rodentia; Chinchillidae. Gene Ontology annotation, cellular component: npBAF complex. The record is from RefSeq and is a predicted model, not a curated record.
GAUGAUAAUGAAGAUAAUUCAAAUGAUGGGACUCAGCCAUCCAAAAGGAGGCGGAUGGGCUCUGGAGACAGCUCGCGGAGCUGUGAGACGUCCAGUCAGGAUCUCAGCUUUAGUUACUAUCCAGCAGAAAAUCUGAUUGAGUACAAAUGGCCACCUGAUGAAACAGGAGAGUACUAUAUGCUUCAAGAGCAAGUUAGCGAAUAUUUGGGUGUGACCUCCUUUAAACGGAAAUAUCCAGAUUUAGAGCGACGAGAUUUGUCUCACAAAGAGAAACUCUACUUGAGAGAGCUAAAUGUCAUUACAGAAACUCAGUGUACUCUAGGUUUAACAGCAUUGCGCAGUGAUGAAGUGAUUGAUUUAAUGAUAAAAGAAUAUCCAGCCAAACAUGCUGAAUAUUCUGUUAUUCUACAAGAAAAAGAACGCCAGCGCAUUACAGAUCAUUAUAAAGAGUAUUCUCAAAUGCAACAACAGAAUACUCAGAAAGUUGAAGCCAGCAAAGUGCCUGAGUACAUUAAGAAAGCUGCCAAAAAAGCAGCCGAAUUUAAUAGCAACUUAAAUCGGGAACGGAUGGAAGAAAGAAGAGCUUAUUUUGACUUACAGACACACGUUAUCCAGGUGCCUCAAGGGAAGUACAAAGUGUUGCCAACAGAACGGACAAAGGUCAGUUCUUACCCAGUGGCUCUCAUCCCCGGACAAUUCCAGGAGUACUACAAGAGGUACUCACCAGACGAACUGCGGUAUUUGCCUCUGAACACAGCCCUGUAUGAGCCUCCUCUGGAUCCUGAGCUCCCUGCACUGGACAGCGAUGGUGAUUCAGACGACGCUGAAGACGGGCAUGCUGACGAGAAGCGGAAACAUAAAGGCACCUCGGACAGCUCCUCAGGCAAUGUGUCAGAAGGAGAAAGCCCUCCCGACGGCCAGGAGGACGCCUUCCAGGGAAGACAGAAGUCGAAAGACAAAGCUGCCACUCCGAGAAAGGAUGGCUCCAAACGUUCUGUACUGUCCAAGUCAGUUCCUGGGUACAAGCCAAAGGUCAUUCCAAAUGCUCUAUGUGGAAUUUGUCUGAAGGGUAAGGAGUCCAACAAGAAAGGAAAGGCUGAAUCACUUAUACACUGCUCCCAGUGUGAUAACAGUGGCCAUCCUUCUUGCCUGGAUAUGAGCAUGGAGCUUGUUUCUAUGAUUAAGACCUACCCAUGGCAGUGUAUGGAAUGUAAGACAUGCAUUGUAUGUGGACAACCCCACCAUGAAGAAGAAAUGAUGUUCUGUGAUGUGUGUGACAGAGGUUAUCAUACUUUUUGUGUUGGCCUUGGUGCUAUUCCAUCAGGUCGCUGGAUUUGUGACUGUUGUCAGCGAACUCCCCCAACACCCAGGAAAGUGGGCAGAAGGGGGAAAAACAGCAAAGAGGGAUAAAAUAGUUUUCUGACCCAAAUGCUACAUAUGCACUGAAGUGGAAUAUUUGGUGCCAAUUUAUUUACAUUUUCAUUUUUAUGCCAAUAAAAGAUUUUUGAAAUUAACUAUAA